Messenger RNA from Branchiostoma floridae (Florida lancelet), 535 nucleotides. RefSeq names its product kelch-like protein 36. Lineage: Eukaryota; Metazoa; Chordata; Leptocardii; Amphioxiformes; Branchiostomatidae. The record is from RefSeq and is a predicted model, not a curated record. The transcript has 2 exons. Gene Ontology annotation, molecular function: protein binding. Bases 5 to 265 code for a protein of 86 amino acids.
UCCGAUGCUGUGUACUAAAAGCGAGGCGGGAAUAGCGGUGUACGAGGGGAAGAUCUUCAUCAUCGGUGGUUACAGCUGGGACAGGAACGAGUUCUCCAAGUCUGUGGAGUGUUAUCUACCGGAGGACGACAGGUGGGAGAAAGUUGCUGACCUGCCGGAGCCCUGCACGGGGGUGGGCUGCAGUGUCCUCCGUCUGCCGCAGUGUGUCACUUCUAACUGUGACCACGCCCACCCAGAGAGAGCAGUAGCCAAUAGCGUAACGUGAAAAAAAAUGGCUCACUCCUGAAUAACUCUACCAAUCAGAUCUGUCGUAAUAUUCUUCAAAGGAUCUGGACUUUAGAAGGGAUAAGCGGUCUGCAAUGUACUUACUAAGAUACAAGAAACAACCGUUUGACAACCGUUGUUGAUUCAGAUCGGACUAAAACUUCGAUGUAGAGGACCUGUACAUGGCACUAUACGGAGGUAUCGGCAGGAACACCGUAGUUUGUUUUGGAGACGGACGUAGGAUGGUGACGCCAUUGAUGAUAAGAGACGU